Molecule: messenger RNA, 1763 nt
Organism: Diospyros lotus (date-plum)
Lineage: Eukaryota; Viridiplantae; Streptophyta; Magnoliopsida; Ericales; Ebenaceae
Product: probable rRNA-processing protein EBP2 homolog
Exons: 2
Coding region: 479-1396 (305 amino acids)
Biological process (GO): rRNA processing; ribosomal large subunit biogenesis
Cellular component (GO): nuclear periphery; preribosome, large subunit precursor; nucleolus
Source: RefSeq, a predicted model, not a curated record
UUGUGCUCCCAUUCUCAAAUUCUAUCGACUUUGAAGAGCAGAAGAACUGAAGAGGGAAGAACGGCUGCCCUCACCGCCGCCUGCCCUCUCCGCCGCUCGCUGCCUCUCUGAGGCCUACAACCGCCGCUCGCUGCCUCUCUCCGCCGGCUUCGGAGAAGAAAGCCGAAGCCUCCUGCCCUCUCCGCCGUCUCUCACCGACACGGCUGCCCUCUCCGUCGUCUCUCACCGCGCCGGUUGCCCUCAACGCCGCUCGCUGCCUCUCUGAAGCCUACCACCGCCGCUCGCUGCCUCUCACCGCCGGCUUCAGAGAAGAAAGCCGAAGCCUCUCGCCGCCGUCUCCGUCGUCUCUCACCGCGGCCCUCUUCACCGCCUCUCUCUAGCCUACCACAGCCGCUUCCUGCCUCUGCCGGCUUCAGAGAAGAAGGCCGAAGCCUCUCGCCGCCGUCUCCGCCGUCUCUCACCGCACAGGCAUACUUAAAUGGGGAUACUCAAUAAAGAACCAGUUUUGUUGAACACUGAUGCCAUCAAUGUUGAUGAUAUGGCUGAGGAUUUUGACGUGGAGGUUUCAGAAUCAGAUUCAGAAGAUGGAAAUGAAGAUGUGAAGUUGACAGAACCUGCAAAAAACGCCAUAUACAACAAGGAUGGUCUUCUUGAUAAACUUGGAGACAUUAGUUGGCCUGAUAAUGUGGAUUGGAUGCACAAGCUUUCCCUUGAUAUUAGUAGGGAGCAAGAAGUGGAUGUGAAUGAUGACCUGGCAAGAGAGCUUGCUUUUUAUACGCAGGCAUUGGAAGGUACAAGGCACGCCCUCGUGAAGUUUCAGUCAGUGCGGCUUCCUUUUCUCAGGCCUUCCGACUAUUACGCCGAAAUGGUGAAAAGUGAUAGUCACAUGGAGAGAGUUAAAAGCCGGCUUUUGGCAGAUAAGAGAAAUAUUGAGGAGGCAGAAGAGAGGAGGAAGGCUAGGGAGGCUAAAAAGAUAUCAAAAGAGAUUCAGGCCCAGAAGCUCAAGGAGAGGGCAAAACAGAAAAAGGAGGAGAUAGAAUCAGUGAAAAAAUGGCGGAAACAGAGGCAGCAGAGUGGAUUUGCAGCAGGGGGUGACAAAGAUGCUGAUAUAGGUUUGAGUUUCGAAGAUGGAAAAUCAUUUGAAAGGUCAAAUAAGAAGCGGCCUGGGGUGGCUCCUGGAGAUCGAUCUGGAGGUCGGUCAAGGCAAGGAGGUGGUGGAGGACGGGGGUUGAAGAGAGGAGGAGGUAAAAAGAUGAAGGGUAGGGAAUUCAGGGAUUCCAAGUUUGGGUUCGGAGGAAGAAAAGGUCUGAGGAAGCAGAAUAGUGCUGAGACUACAAACGAUAUAGGAGGUUUCAGCAAAGGUGCUUUCUCCGGAAACAAGAAGAGGAAGAGAUGAGAUAAAGGAUGAUGAUGAUGAUAUGAUGCUGUGUCUGGCAUGUGGAGCGAGCAGAUGAAGAGGCAGUGAGGGAGCCCUGGGAUUCCAUUUUAAAAGCUAUGCCCAUGCCUAUGCUAAAGAGCCAUCUUCCGUCUUCCUAAUGGAUAUUUUGCAUGUUUUUUCAUAUGUGUGACAUAGGCAUGAGAUUGCUUAGGUGAUCAGGUCUGGUACAUCUCAUGCAUCUCCUAUUAUUAUUAUUAUUAUUGUUUUUUGGGCUAUGACUAGGUGUAUUGAGCAUAUGAUAUUGGCUAUAUUUUGUCGCCAAGAAAUGGCUGAUUUUUGGCAUUGUGGUUGUGGGUGAUUGGUUUUCUUUGGUUGGUUGUGACUA